Molecule: messenger RNA, 8821 nt
Organism: Alligator mississippiensis (American alligator)
Lineage: Eukaryota; Metazoa; Chordata; Crocodylia; Alligatoridae
Product: zinc finger protein 850
Exons: 7
Biological process (GO): regulation of DNA-templated transcription
Source: RefSeq, a predicted model, not a curated record
CGGGGGGGGCUCCCACGCGCGGCCGCGGGGCGCCGCGGGCCCGGCCAUCCCCGGCGGGAGCAGCCCGCCCCGCGCCCGGGCUGGGCAGCAGUGCGGAGCCAUGGAAACGGCGCCGGGGCCCGCGGGCCGGCCCCCCCGCGCCCCCCGCCAGCGGCCCCCGCCCCCCCCGCGCCCAGGUGCUGGGGCCCUGCAGAGAGCUGAGCAGCAGCCUGCUGAGGAGGGGCCGGUGAUCCUGGAGCUGCAGAGGACGUGCGCAGGGAGCCUGGAGGAGAGGAGCUCCCUGACCCCUGAGCCAGGCCAAGUGCAGAAGGGGCAGGGCAGACCUCCAAAUCAGGAGGAGAGCUCGGAGCUCCGGGAGGUGUUCGAGGACGUGGCGGUGUAUUUCACACGGAAGGAGUGGGAGCUGCUGGACGAUGAAGACAAGGUGCUUUACCAGGACCAGAUGCUGAAGAAUUACCAAGCCCUCGUUUCCCUGGGAUAUCGAGGUCCCACACCUGACUUAAUCUGCAGCAUCCAGCGAGGACAGGUGGAGCUCUGGGUCUGUGAUGAUGAGGACCGUGGGGAAAUCUCAAGAUGGGAGGACCUGCUGCCAGGAGGUGCCUGCCUGCUGAGCAGAGCUGAGGAGCAGCCUCCUGUGGAAGGGUCUGUAGACCUGGAGCCAGCACAGACAUCCCCAAGGAGUUUGGUUGAGAAGGACUUCCUGAGACCUGAGAAGGAGCCAUGGCACGAGAGUCAGGGGAGGCCCCAAAAGCAGAAGGAGAAUGUAGCGAUGAACCAGGACCGGUGCAUCCCCCGAGGGAGGAAGACACACCACUGCACUGAGUGCAGGAAGGACUUCAUCUGCUUGCAAGACCUGUCCCAGCAUGAGUGUGUGCGGCACCACUGCACCAAGUGUGGGAAGAGAUUCAGGCAGCUAUUCAACCUGGCGAGUCACCAGUGCAUGCACACAAGAGAGAAGCCACUUCAGUGCUCAGAGUGUGGGAAGAGCUUCACUUACUUCUCCCAGCUGGCUCGGCACCAGCGUAUCCACACAGGGGAGAAGCCCCAUCAGUGCUUGGAGUGUGGGAAGAGCUUUGCUAACUCCUCAGGCCUGGCUCAGCACCACCGAAUCCACACGGGGGAGAAGCCAUAUCACUGCUCAGAGUGCGGGAAGAGCUUCACUUACUCCUCCAGCCUGGCUCAACACCAGCGAAUACACACAGGGGAAAAGCCACAUCAGUGCUCAAAGUGUGGAAAGAGCUUCACACUCUCCUCCAGCCUGGCUCAACACCAGCGUAUCCACACAGGGGAGAAGCCACAUCAAUGUUUGCAGUGUGGGAAGACAUUCAGUCAGUCCUCUAGUCUGGCUCAGCACCAGCGUAUCCACACAGGGGAGAAGCCACAUCACUGCUCGGAGUGUGGGAAGAGCUUCACUUACUACUUCAACCUGGCUCAACACCAGCGAAUCCACACCGGGGAGAAGCCACAUCAGUGCUCAAAGUGUGGAAAGAGCUUCACUCAGUCCUCCCACCUGGCCCAGCAUCAGCGUAUCCACACAGGGGAGAAGCCCCAUCAGUGCUCAAAGUGUGGAAAGAGCUUCACUCAGUCCUGCAGCCUAGCGAGGCACCAGCGUAUCCACACAGGGGAGAAGCCACAUCAGUGCUCGGAGCGUGGAAAGAGCUUUGCAAACUCCCGCAGCCUAGAUCAGCACCAGCGAAUCCACACGCAGAAGCUGCAUCAGUGCUCAGAGUGUGGGAAGAACUUCACUCAGUCCUACAGCCUAGCCCGGCACCAGCGAAUCCACACAGGGCAGAAGCCACAUCAGUGCUCAGAGUGUGGGAAGAGCUUCUCUCAGUCCUCCAGCCUGGCCCAGCACCAGCGUAUCCACACAGGGGAGAAGCCCCAUCAGUGCUCAGAGUGUGGGAAGAGUUUCACUCAGUCCUCCACCUUGGCUCAGCACCAGCUUGUCCACACAGGGGAGAAGCCACAUCAGUGCUCAGUAUGUGCCAAGAGCUUCACUUACUCCUUCAACCUGGCUCAGCACCAGCGUAUCCACACAGGGGAGAAGCCAUAUCAGUGCUCAGAGUGUGGGAAGAGCUUCACUCACUCCUCCAGCCGGACUCAUCACCAACUUAUCCACAUGAGGCAAAAGCCAUAUCUGUGCUCCAAAUUUGGGAAGAGCUUGACCGUAUCUUCCGCCUUGGUCCACCACCAGCAGAUACACACAGGAGAGAAGCCACAUCACUGCUCAGAGUGUGGGAAGAGCUUCACCCAGUCCUCCCACCUGUCCCGACACCAGCUCAUCCACACAGGGAAGAAACCACAUCUAUGCUCGGAGUGCGGGAAGUGCUUUCUCCACUCCUUCCAACUGCUCUCCGACCUUGCAAGGCACCUGUGCAUGCACACAAGGGAGAAGCCACAUCAGUGCUCAGAGUGUGGGAAGAGCUUCACUUACUCCUCCCACCUGGCUCAGCACCAGCGUAGCCACACAGGGGAGAAGCCAUUUCACUGCUCAGAAUGUGGAAGGAGCUUCACUUACUCCUCCAGCCUGGGUCAGCACCAGCGAAUCCACGCAGGGGAGAAACCCCAUCAGUGCUCAGAGUGUGGGAAGAGCUUUGUUCACUCCUUUAGGCUGGCUGAGCACCAGCGUAUCCACAUGGGGGAGAAGCCGUAUCAGUGCUCAGAGUGUGGGAAGAGCUUUCCUAACUCCUUUAGGCUGGCUCAGCACCAGCGUAUCCACACAGGGGAGAAGCCAUAUCAGUGCUCAGAGUGUGGGAAGAGCUUCAAUCACUCCUCCAACCUGGCUCAGCACCAGCGUAUCCACACAGGGGAGAAGCCACAUCAGUGCUCAGAGUGUGGGAAGUGCUUCAUUAACUCAUCCAUGCUGGUUCGUCACCAGCGUAUCCACACGGGGGAGAAGCCACAUCACUGCCUGGAGUGUGGGAAGAGCUUCAGUCACUCCUCCACCCUGACUCUGCACCAGCGUAUCCACACAGGGGAGAAGCCACAUCAGUGCUCAGAGUGUGGGAAGAGCUUCACUCAGUCCUCCAAGCUGGCUCAGCAUCAGCGUAUCCACACAGGGGAGAAGCCACAUCAGUGCUUGGAGUGUGGGAAGUGCUUCACUCACUCCUCCAACCUGGCUCAGCACCAGCGUAUCCACACAGGGGAGAAGCCACAUCAGUGCUCAGAGUGUGGGAAGAACUUCACUCAGUCCUACGGCCUGGCCUAUCACCAGCGUAUCCAUACAGGUGAGAAGCCAUAUCAGUGUUUAGAGUGCGGAAAGAGCUUCAUUCUGUCGUCCACCCUGACUCUGCACCAGCGUAUCCACACAGGGGAGAAGCCCCAUCAGUGCUCAGAGUGUGGGAAGAGCUUCACUUACUCCUCCGGCCUGGCUCAGCACCAGCGUAUCCACACGGGGGAGAAGCCAUAUCAGUGCUCAGUGUGUGGGAAAAGCUUCACUUACCCCUCUGGCCUGGCUCACCACCAACGUCUCCACACAGGGGAGAAGCCAUAUCAGUGCUUAGAGUGUGGGAAGAGCUUCAUUCAGUCCUCCACCCUGGCUGAACACCAGCAUAUCCACACAGGGGAGAAGCCCCAUCAUUGCUCAGUGUGUGGGAAGCGCUUCACUUACUCCUCCAGCCUGGCUCAGCACCAGCAUAUCCACACAGGGGAGAAGACACAUCAGUGCUCAGUGUGUGGGAAGCGCUUCACUUACUCCUCCAAACUGGCUGAGCACCAGCGUAUCCACACGGGGGAGAAGCCACAUCAGUGCUCAGAGUGUGGGAAGAGCUUCGCUCACUCCUCCACCCUGGCUCAUCACCAGCGUAUCCACACGGGAGAGAAGCCACAUCAGUGCUCAGAGUGUGGGAAGAGCUUCACUCACUCCUCCCACCUUGCUCAGCACCAGCGUAUCCACACAGGGGAGAAGCCGUAUCAGUGCUCAGAGUGUGGGAAGAGCUUCACCCAGUCCUCCCACCUGUCCCGACACCAGCUCAUCCACACAGAGUAGAAACCAUAUCCAUGCUCGGAGUGCAGGAAGUGCUUCCUCCACUCCUUGGAACUGGUUCAGCACCAGUGCAUCCCUAUCCAGGGGUGUCCAUAAUUCUGGCAGCAAUACAGGAAGGGUCUGGGGAUGUAUACCUGCUCAGCACUCAACAGUGUUUGCAUCCAAGGAAGCAGUCUCAUGCUGGUGGACUACAGCAACAGUUCACCCUUAAUUCAGCCCUUCUAGGCCAGCAGAAUAACCGAACGGACAGAGAGGCUGGCCUCCCAGACUUGAUGCAGGUGAAGGGUUAUAAGGAAACACCUCAGGCAGAGGCCAGCCUGGAUCCUGGGGGAUCUGUGAGAUGAUCCUUGCAUCAGCCUUGGAGCCUGUGCCAUCCCCAUCAUUUUCUAAAACAGCCAGUGCUCCCAGAGGGAGAAGAAGCGUCUUCACCAUAGGUGCCUUCCCCAAGACAGCUGGCUCCGUAUGACACCCAGGGACUGUGUUUGGCAGACUCCCACUCUGACGUCCCUGCUGGCCCCAGGGUUCUUGUGCUGAGGCUGUAGAGUUGCAGGAAGGAGAACAUAUAUUCCUGGGGAAGGAUUCCCUGCUUUCCACUGUGACCAAACCUUUGCUCCCCACCGCAUCACCCUUCUCCCAGGCCUGCACGUGGCCAUCGUGGUCUGCAAGAAACUACUACUGCCACCCCGUGGGCCCAGUUUUGCAGGUUUUGCUGCUCAGCCCCUUAUCAGAACUUAGUACCACCAGGUGCCAGCUGCACCCCUGCCCUCCUUUCCACCAUGAUAUUCUCUGUAGCAGGUUCCUUGGUUAUCAAGCCCCACAACUGAAGAUGAUACCCCUGUGGCUGGUCUCUGUCAUCUCAAGAGCUGUGAAAUGCAAUUGUAGAUGUAAAGGAGAUGCAGCCUGUGACAUGUCCUGGCUCUUCUGUGGAAGGGUAGGGAAAGAAUGAAGGGAUCCUCUGGGUGAAAUGCAUCAAGUUUUAAUCUCCCUUUGGGCAUAUUGAGGCUUUCCUCCUUGUGCAAAAGCCAUUUUGCUCCAUGGGUGUCCUGUAAGAGCCACUCCAAGAGGUUAAUAACCCAUCCUGCAGAAAAGGGCCUGGGGGUUAAAGUGGACAGUAAGGUGACUAUGAGCCAGCAGUGUACCCUUGUUGCCAAAAAGGCACUUCAAGAGGGAUGCGGGUUCAGAGGAGGGUCACUCGUAUGAUUAGUGGCCUUUGUACAAGACCCUACGAAGGGAGGUUGAGGGAUCUGGGUCUCUUCAGCCUUCACAAGAGACAGCUGAGGGAUGACCUUGUAGCCACCUGUAACUUUAUCAAGGGACGACAACAGAGAAUUGGAGAUGCACUAUUUACCAGAGCACUCCUAGGAGUAGCUAGGAAUAAUGGAUACAAACUAGUGGAGAGUAGAUUCAGGUUAGACAUUAGGAAGACAUUUUUCACAGUAAGGGUGGUCAGAAUCUGGAAUGGGUUGCCAAGGGAGGUGGUGCUGUCACCUAACUUGGAGGUCUUCAAGAGGAGGCUUGAUAGGCACCUGGCUGGGGUCAUCUGACCUCGGUCCUCUUUCCUGCCUGGGGCAGGGGGUCUGACACAAUGAUCCUUCGUGGUCCCUCCCAACUCUACAGUCUGUGAAUCUAAGGCUAAUGGCAUACUGGGAUGCAUUGGUAGGAGUGUUGCUAGUAGGUCACACACACUACCCCUGUGCCUGCAUGCAUGCGUGCACACAUACACACACACACUGCCCCUGGGCCUGCCGACUCAUGCACGCGCACACACACACACCCCUACCAGGGUGGUCCCAUGCUCUGUGGUUGGGGGAUGCAUCUAGGAGCCACAUGGUGCUGGAGCAGGAAAGCAGGGAACUGGCUGGGGGUGGGCAGGGCUGGGCUGCUCAAGCCUGUAAACCUGCUGAGGGCUCCCUCUGGGUCCUACUGCCCCUGACUCUGGCCAGUCUUGACAGGUAGCCAGGGGGAAUAAAUACUAAUUUACUACAUUUUUUUAGGGGCUCUGCGGGCUGGAUAAAAUGGCCUGGCAGGCCGCAUCCAGCCCGUGGCUGUAUUUUACUUGCCCUUGUAUUAUGUAAUAUAAAAUAAGAAAAGGACACCCAGUGGCAGCUGGCAACUCUAGAUUUCUCUUACUGCAGUUUUCUGUACCGUAAACUUGGGUGAUGGAUUCUAAACCUAGUUAACUAAUUAAACAAGCCAUAAGGAUUAGCUAAGCUAAACUUUUUUUCUAGCAACAUCGGACAUAGCAAACAGCUAGGGAAUUUACUUGUUAAAUCACACUUAUAUUAAAGGCAUAGAGAGAGUCUUGAAGAACGAUGCAUUGCAAAGUGAGUUAUUUAAUUUACUAACCAGUUGCUCCACAUUGUUCUUCGGACAUAUCCACAUCUCCAUCCACUUCGUUUUCUCCCAAUAAGCAGUAUUCAUUAAGAUGUUUCCUUCUUGCAGCUGGACCCUGCAUCUCCUUCUUGCACAUGACAGAUUUUCCUUUUUUACCCAGGGAAGGAAUUUCUUCAAAAUAUUCCCAGAUGGGGUCUCUCUUAUGCCCAGAAGCCAUGACAGUUUUUCUGUGGCAAAAGUGUGGGGGAAUAUAGGAAGCUGUGUGUGUACUACUGAAUAAUGUCUCCCCUUUUUCAGUCCACUCCACUGCUCUUUUCUGCUGUGCCUCCCUCCUUUCCUAUACUGUCUCUCUGUCUUUAAGACAGUGUCUUAACUAACUCUUCUGCCUUGCUUGGCCCAGCUCCACCACCACAUAAGCACAGAACAACUAUCCUAUCCAGCCUGGGUCUUUGCACGUGUGAAUUCAGUCCGCUGAGAAACAGAAACUGAAAGCCCACAACUUUCAAGAAGCAAGAGCUGGUCGUUAGGCUGGACAGACAGAUUGAGCCAUUUUGAGCAUGUUUGUGAUGAGAUUUAAUUGUAACAUUUUUUAAAUGAGAGAGAAAUUGAUUUUAUUGAUGAUUUUUUUAAAAUAUGACAAAAAAUAAUUGAUUUUUAUGUACCUUGCAAUUGGGGGAGGUCCUGCAUGAUUGGGCAAGGGCAAAUCUAGUGCCCAUCCUUAAGAAAAAGAGGAGGAUCCAGGGAACUACAGACCAGUCAGCCUCACCUCAGUCCCUGGAAAAAUCAUGGAGCAGGUCUUCAAGGAAUCAAUUGUGAAGAACUUGCAGGAUAAGAAUGUGAUUAGGAACAGUCAGCGUGGAUUCACCAAGCGCAAGUCAUGCCGGACCAAUGAAUGUGCGGAGGGGCCUGAGGGAACUGGGUGUAUAUAGCCUGGAGAAAGAAGACUUGGGUGGGGGGGAUUUGAUAGCAGCCUUUAGUUACCAUAAGGGUCAUUCCAAAGACUCAGGUUGUCAGGCUGGACAGGACCUUGGAAGAUCAUCGGGUCCAGCCCUUCCACCAAGCAGGAAAGACACCUGGGGGUUAAGUGACCCCCAACAAGGUGACCAUCCAGUCUCCUUGAAGAUUUCCAGGGUCGGCGAUUGCACCACCUCUGGAGGGAGCCUAUUCCACAGUGUGGAUGCCCUGAGUGAAGAAGUUUUUCCUAACGUUGAGCCUGAAAUGGUCUUCCAGGAGUCUGUGGCCGUUACUCCUGGUUUCCCCCAAGGGUGCUCUGGUGAACAGUUAUUCACCGAGCCCUUGAUGUAGCACCGAGCUGCUACCAAGUCCCCUCUCAGCCUUCCCUUUUUCAGGCUGAAGAGUCCCAGGUCCCUCAGCCAUUCCUCAUUUUGAGCUAUUAUGGAAUCACUUCAGAGAGGAUCCAGGGAUCUACGGACAGAUCAGGCUGACCUCAAUCCCAGGAAAAAUCCCUGAAAAAUGUCUCAAGGAGCCCAUAUGUGAUAAGCUAAUAGGAGGCAAGGUUCUGCAUGACAGCCAGGACAGUUUUCUCACGGGUAGGUCAUGCCUGACUAACCUCAUCUCCCUCUACACCCAGGUUACUCACCACCUGGAUAAGGGAGAGGAGGUCGACAUUGUUUACUUGGGGUGCACACCUUGCGAGUGCCGAUGCAGCCCCCGACUGGCCACGCUUGCCGCUUAGGUGACAGGCAGGAGCGCUGGUGCCCCUCCUGCAAGCGCGGGGCAGGCAGUGGCACACCAUAGCGCUCCCAGAAGUGGCCACAGCUGUCUUGCAAUUAAGCAUCUCAUGAUUGGUUGAAGGGGGGACCCCCCCCAGUUGGUGCGAUCAGCCAAGGGGGGACCCCUUGCUCAGCAGGAUUGGCUGUGGGGGGAACUCUUCAGUUGCUGGGGGGGAACUUGUCCCCCCCCAACUAAGGCAGCACCAUAGCCACAGGUGGAGUGCUGCGUCCAGUUCUGGGUGCCACACUUCAAGGAGGAUGUGGAGAAGCUUGAGAACGUCCAUAGAAGAGCCACUCCUAUGAUUAGAGACCGGAAGAGCAAGCCAUAGGAGGAAAGGUUGACAGAAAUGGAGCUGUUCAUCCUACAAAAGAGACGACUUCAGGGGGAUUUGGUGGCAGCUUACAAAUACAUCGGGGAGAGCAUCAGGGGCUAGGCGAACAACUGUUCACCAAAGUGCCCCAGGGGAAAACCAGGAACAACGGUCAUAAACUCCUAGAAGCAGGUUUCAGACCAGAUAUCGGGAAAAACUUUACAGUUGUGUGAGCAGACCCCCAGCACCGGUGGUGCGGAAACCUACCUGGGGCUCUUCAAAAGGAGACUGGACGCACACCUGUCUGGGAUUAUUUGACCCCAGCAGACUUUCCUGCCUAGAGUAGGGCUGGACCCAGUGAUCUCAUGAGGUCCCUUCCAGCCCUAAACUUCUGUGAAUUUAUAUAUAUACCUCAAAGGUACACAAAGCAGGACAAAAAUUAAAAAAUACUAUUAUGA